This is a messenger RNA of Talaromyces amestolkiae, 2094 nucleotides long. RefSeq lists its product as uncharacterized. Bases 1 to 2094 code for a protein of 697 amino acids. The record is from RefSeq and is a predicted model, not a curated record. Gene Ontology annotation, biological process: DNA-templated transcription; regulation of DNA-templated transcription. Gene Ontology annotation, molecular function: DNA-binding transcription factor activity, RNA polymerase II-specific; zinc ion binding; DNA binding. Lineage: Eukaryota; Fungi; Ascomycota; Eurotiomycetes; Eurotiales; Trichocomaceae. Gene Ontology annotation, cellular component: nucleus. The transcript has 2 exons.
AUGCUUGAUCACCAGAAAUUCGAAAAGCUUAAACUAAACGACAAAGCGGCGCCUGCCAAACCUGUACGCCGUCGACAGCGGCAGACUCUUUCGUGUCUCCCCUGUCGCCGGCUCAAAGUAAAAUGUGAUCGUGGCCAUCCCUGUCGCCAUUGCGUUUGGAGCGACAGAGCCGCAAGCUGUCGCUAUGCACCAUUCCCAACCGCGCAGUCGAACGGUGCAACGUCGUCGGAUGAAGACCAGUGUGGCAAAUCAAGUCAAUCACCUCUAGCACCAAUUGACAAAUCGAAACCUGCACUUAUUUUACCCAAGACAGAGCCAGAUAUUUCUGUAUUCUCUGUAUCGUCACCGGCGAUGACUACGACGUCGUCCAAGAGUGAAGAGUCUAUAAAAUCAUCAUUCGCUGACCCGUAUAAUAGCUGGAACUCCAAAUUCCGAGGGUCAACACAUUGGCUCACAGUUUCCCGACAGAUUCAAUAUGGACACAAGUCCUUGGAACUUAACCCACUCUUUCAGGUUCUGGAAGACGUGUUCCACAAGAUCACAAAUAAUGUUCAAGCUUCCAUAUUCCAUUCUAAUUAUCCAUUUGGAAGCGGAUACUCAGAGCACGCCCCUAGUAAGAGAGAGGUUCUGAGCUUCAUACCGGAUCGCCCGACAGUCGUGUUUUUGAUUGGCGUUUAUAUGAAUACGAUAGAGAGGACUCAUCCGAUGCUCCAUCCGCCAACGUUCUACGAAGAACUGAAUAGAUUCUGGGAAGAUCCGGCGGCAGUAGAGGAUGACUGGUUGGCACAAUUGCUCGUCAUGUUAGGACUAAGUCAUCACAUGUCGCGAGGUGUCAACAUAACCUCAGAUGAAGAGGCAACAUUGAAGAAGUACUUUCGCGGUGCCGAAACAUGUCUCAAGAACACGCUUUUUCUGAUAGCUCCGAACCCCGUCUCGUUGCGAACUCUGUGUAUGAUGGUAUUGGCCAGACGCAUCCUUGCGUCCAGUUGUCUCGAGCUUGAUGCAUGCGGCCCUCUAAUGGCUAUUAUUUUGAGAUCGGCUAUUGGAAUUGGUCUCAACGUAGACCCUCAAAAUGACAUCAGCGACAGUACCACAUUGUUUGACAGAGAAUCACGCAGAAAACUGUGGACGACUAUUGCAUUGAUGGGAACGAGCGUCUCGGUCUUGACGGGGACGCCAUUCGCACUUCGAUCGUCUGAUGUCAAUACUCAGCCGCCUAUGAACUUGAACUAUACAGAUUUGAGUGCUUCUCUUCAAGACUACCCCAUCGCACGACAACCUACAGAAUUUACGGACUCUACGUUCUCUAUCAUCGUGGCACAGGCGUUUCAACUUGCUUUUGACACAGUGGCUCAUGCGAACUCGCCAUCUACACAUCUCCCGUAUGAGGACGUCCUCAUUUACAGCGUUAAAAUUAAGAAUUUGCUCCUGGAAACAUCCCAGUUAUACCACCAAUCUGGACCAGUUCCACUAGAAGACUGGAAGCAGGAUCAACUAUUCAUGCUGGAAAUAUAUCUACGGCGCAUUCUACUUGCACUUCACUCCGUGUACGGCCUGCGACCAAACGCCGACGUGGAGUACCCAAUCUCAUAUUGGUCUACGCUGGAAUCCGCCUUGGCUCUACUUGUUAUCCAGAGGCAGCUUUCAGAAGACUUAAACAGUCCUGAGGGUCGAGUGUGGCUGGGCGAAUAUUACAAACACGACUUUUACGCCGCAACAUUGACGAUCUGUCUGAUUGUGACUCGCAACGAUGCUCUAGCCAUGGACAUGAAAUCCAACGGGUCAUCACAAACCAACAUUGAGAUUCCGCAACGCGAAACGAUUCUUCAAACUUUGAUUGUCUGCCGCGAAAUCUGGGCACGCCGAAUUUGCCAGACAUACUGCCAUUUCCUGUCCCACCUGAACCUGGGAACUAUCAUUGGAAGCAUGGUGACUUUGAGAGGCAAGCAUAAUGGUACGUGUCUCGAGGUGUAUAGAGAGAGUCUCCGCGAUAGUCUUCGUAUGUUGAAGAACUGUCCCUGUGGGAAUUGUGCGAUUGAUGCGACUAGUGUGAAGGGAUCGUUCUUGAAUCAUCCUGAAUAUCUAGCAGUCUAG